AUGGAGACAGGUAUUCUAAAGAUUCUAGAGGGGAAAGGCUAUUUACUUGCAAUCUUCGUUGUAUGCCUCUGUUCCAUGGGCCUCAUGUGCUUCUGCUGGUACCUUUACGGGGAGCUCAUAACUGAGUUCUAUCAAACCAACGUGUCUGAAGACUUUGGAAAAGAAGAAAGAAAGCAGAAGUAG
Babesia bigemina is the source of this 183-nucleotide messenger RNA. RefSeq lists its product as hypothetical. The coding region runs from base 1 to 183 and encodes 60 amino acids. The transcript is spliced from 2 exons. Lineage: Eukaryota; Apicomplexa; Aconoidasida; Piroplasmida; Babesiidae. The record is from RefSeq and is a predicted model, not a curated record.